Molecule: messenger RNA, 213 nt
Organism: Gregarina niphandrodes
Lineage: Eukaryota; Apicomplexa; Conoidasida; Eugregarinorida; Gregarinidae
Exons: 1
Coding region: 1-213 (70 amino acids)
Source: RefSeq, a predicted model, not a curated record
AUGGCCGAGUCGUCGUCGUACCAAACUUGCCAAAGCAACAAUGACGCGUCCUCCGUCGAGUCCGCCGCCGUCGAGUCGGGCACGCCCGUGAACCCGGAGCUGACUAAGACAUUGCAGACGCAUGCCCUGCUCGAGUACGUCUUCAACAUUCGGUGGGUCAAAUUGGCUGAGUCCAGCGCCGCCACGGAAUGCUUCGGUAAGACCAAGGGUUGA